UUUUCCCCUUCAUCUCACCUCCAGCCAGCCUCCUCCUCCUCUUCCUCCUCCGAGAGCGCACAGCAUCCACUUUCUCGUUCUACCUCUCUUCAGCGGUCUCACGGUCUCUUUCUCCCGCUCUCCGUCCUCCACUUUGGCUCGCCCCAUCGGCAGCUUUGCAGGCUCGCUGCUCUCCCUUCCAACUGCCGAGGACUCGGAGGCGCUCGGGACUAAGUCUCUGUCGUUGCAGCCAACAUAGCCACAAUGGCAAUGAACAGCAUCCUCAACGCUGACAACAUCAAGAAAGCACUCGAUGCAUUUGCAGUGGCCGACUCUUUUGACCAUAAGAGUUUUUUUGACAUGAUCGGCCUGAAGAACAAGUCUCCCGACGAUGUGAAGAAGGUCUUCACGGUGCUGGACGCCGACAACAGUGGCUAUAUUGAAGAGGAGGAGCUCAAAUUCGUCCUGAAGGGCUUUGCCAAAGAUGGCAGGGACCUGACGGAUAAGGAAACCAAAAUAUUUUUACACGCAGCUGACAAGGAUGGAGACGGCAAGAUUGGAGUUGAAGAGUUUAUCGCCCUUGUGAAAGAAUAGGCACCUGUGAAGAUUGAAUUGACCCGAAAAGACCUCCUGACCAUCGCCGCAUCCUAACCCUAUGGCCUCCAUCCUUUUGACUGCACAAUAAACCUCCAACACCCAAACACACACGGGCACGCGUCCACACAUGCACACACACACACACACACACACAC
Hippocampus comes (tiger tail seahorse) is the source of this 731-nucleotide messenger RNA. It is a transcript of the gene pvalb6, whose product is annotated as parvalbumin 6. Gene Ontology annotation, molecular function: calcium ion binding. Gene Ontology annotation, cellular component: cytoplasm. Bases 244 to 573 code for a protein of 109 amino acids. The record is from RefSeq and is a predicted model, not a curated record. The transcript is spliced from 5 exons. Lineage: Eukaryota; Metazoa; Chordata; Actinopteri; Syngnathiformes; Syngnathidae.